Messenger RNA from Telopea speciosissima, 1170 nucleotides. RefSeq lists its product as uncharacterized. Lineage: Eukaryota; Viridiplantae; Streptophyta; Magnoliopsida; Proteales; Proteaceae. The record is from RefSeq and is a predicted model, not a curated record. Gene Ontology annotation, molecular function: zinc ion binding; nucleic acid binding. The coding region runs from base 1 to 1170 and encodes 389 amino acids. The transcript is spliced from 2 exons.
AUGGCUAAGAAGAUUGAGGAUAAGCAAAGGGAUGCUUAUCACGUGAGUCAAGCAUCCGGCAAGAGAGCAACGCCCUUCUUUGAUAGAGGAUUCAGUAAGUUCACCAAAUCUUUUGGACCUAGUGCAGCUCCAGCUUUGCCACAAAGGAGCGAGUCUGAGUCUUCAGUGUCCAGGCCCGUGUAUGCUAACCCCAGUACCAAGGCAAUAGAUGCAACAGCUCCAGCAAGCACUGUAGUGUUUAAGUGCUACACCUGUGGUCAGAUGGGGCAUACCUCCAGAACCUGCUACAAUAGGAGGCCUGUUCUUCCCCCUCGCCAGCCAGCCAAUAAGCCUCAGGGCCGAGUAUAUUCUGUGACUGCAAGUGAGGUUGAGGCUAACCAAGCAGUGGUUACUGGUGCCAUUCUCAUUUGUUCUACACCUGCAUAUACCUUGUUUGAUACGGGAGCAACUCAUUCAUUUGUGUCACCGUCAUUUGCUAAGAGAACUGGUGUGUCACCAAAGUGUUUGACAGAGGGCCUAGCAGUUAGCACACCUAUUGGAUUAAGGAUAGAUUUGAACACAUUGUAUGAGCCCUGUGCUGUAAGGAUUGUUGGCAAAGAUAUGAAUGCCCAUCUGAUUCAGCUCAAUAUGACUGACUUUGAUGUCAUAUUGGGGAUGGAUUGGUUAGCAGCGUACAAGGCCAAUGUGCUAUGUGCUGACAGGAAGAUAGUAUUCCAGCCUAUAAGUGAGAAGGGAUUCAUCUUUGUGGGUGACAAGAAGAAGAAACCCAGAAAGAUGGUGAUUUCAGCCUUAAAGAUGAAGAAGAUGUUAGAUAAGGGAUGCCAGGGAUACCUUGUGUCUGUUAUGGACACUAGGACACAUGUUAGACCUAUGUCAAAGAUCCCUACUGUAGGGGAGUUUCCUGAUGUCUUCCCUGAUGACUUGACAAGUCCACCUCCACCAAGGGAGAAUGAGUUUGUGAUCGAUUUAAUACCUGGAGCGGCGUCGGUAUCUAAAGCACCUUAUAGAAUGGCACCGAGUGAGUUGAAGGAAUUACAGGCUCAACUUCAAGACUUGUUGAAGAAAGGGUUUAAAAGACCUAGUAUCUCACCUUGGGGUGCUCCAGUGUUGUUUGUGAAGAAGAAAUACGGCUCCAUGCGUAUGUGCAUUGAUUUACCGAGAGCUGAAUAA